CACCAUGCGAGCCCCUGCAACUCCAACCCAAAACUCUCAUAAAGCACAAUAAACAGCUUUAGGUCGCUGGUACAUACCUCGACGUAGCCACGCCCCAUGCGGUCGCGGCCUGUUUCACAAAUGGACAAAUCCUAUACCAACUUCUAGUGCAAAAGCCUGAAUUACCUCUAAAUUUUUGUAAAGGCAUACUUAGAAGAUGGCACCGGCUCCUAUCGAGCAAACUGGAUUACCACCUAAGCGGAAAGUAAAGGCUUAUCAGGUGCUCGGCGAUGUUGGAGAGUUUCAGGAGCGGCUAGCAGCAACUUUGCCCCCUCCCAAGCCUCCGCCUCCACCAAAUGUCUUUACAGUACAAGACCCCAGCGAAUUUCCGCCGGACGUUUGGUUUGCUGCAACCAUCUCUCCAGAUAACGGUGUAUCAGUUAUAGCUGCGUAUAGGGAGCUUUGUAAGGCCAGGUCCCUCUACCAACAGCAACUCGCCAACAUCCACGCCGCCCGGCGCCAGCACAGCCUUCCCGCGCCGCUGCCCUCCUCCUCCGCCGCCUCCUUCGCCUUCCCACAGCCCCCGCUCUCCCAACCCUCCACCUCCUACCUAGCCGCAGGAGCAGCCCCCGGCGGAGAGCUCUCCUGGGCCACCGCAGGCGCCCCGGCCACCACCCAAUCCGGCGGAGGCGCACCCGCAGCGGCAGGGUCCUCACCCGGAGCAGGCGCCCUGAGCGGCGGUCGCAGCGCUGCUACCGGAGUAACAGGCAGCAGCGCGGCUCAGCUGGCAGCCCCGCUCACUAUCUCGGAGGCGCUGCGGGCGGGCGCGGAUGCACGGCGGUUGGGGCGGUUCGAGGCUCAGCAGGCCAAGUGGGACGAGGUGACGGCCACGCUGGCCACACGAGUGGGGCGGACGCCGCAGGAGCUGGCCAUGCAAAGAGGCCCCGCCUGGCGCACCCGCGCGGAGCUCACGGAGCUGCUCUACCGCGCGCAGCCCCGGGACGCGCGCGGCCUGAACCCGGAUGAGGUGCUGCUGACCAGCCUGCGGGACGCCUGGGAGCGCAUCAUCCCGCUGGGGGACAUCUUCUCGGGGCUGGCACUGCACCUGAAGGACAAGCCGCACGAGCUGCCCGACUGCCGCGCCGCCCGCGUGGGCCGCCCGCUGGACCCGCUGGGCCCGCCCCGCGGCGCCACGCUGCUCUCCACGCAGCGCCAGGCGGCAGCGCAGGCGGCGGCAGCGGCGCAGGCCGCCUCCCUGGCGGCCCUGCAAUCGCUGCAGACCCUGCAGUCCAUGUCCGUGAGGUCGGCAACGGGCACGCCGGGACAGGGGGUGGAGCGACUGGGCUCUCCCGUGCUGUCGCAGAAGUCGGUGCUGUCGCGCGCGCAGUCGCCGCCGUCACGGCAGCCGUCGUCGCCACAGAUGCCGCUGCCGCCGCCGUCGCAGCAGCAGUCAGCGGCCGCGCUGGCCAUGCCGACGCUUGCAGGGGGGUUUGCGGAUGGCAAUGGUGCAGCGGCGGCGGCAGCCGCGGUUGCGGCUGCAGGUGCUGCUGCCCCGGCAGGGGUGUCCGCCGCUUCAGUUCUUGGCGGCGCUGGACCCAUGGGUCGUGCUUCGGUUACCUUUCCUCGCUCUCUUUCCGCUCGCGGUCGCGCCUGGGAGGACAGCGAGGUGCUGCGGCAGCGGGUAGCCGAGUACGGCAGUCGGUUACGGAGCCUGGCGCCGCAUGAUCCGGAUUUUGGGUCGUUGGUGGUUGCGGGUGAGGCGUUGGAGGGGCAGUUGGCGGCGCUGGCGUCGGCGCCGAUCACGCUGUCGGAGGUGGAGGCGGCGGUGCGGGAGGCGGACCCGGCGGCGUUUGAGGCGUACCGGGCGGUGAAGGAUGAGAUGGAGGCCCAGCUCCGCGCGGCUCUGGAGGCGGAGGAGGAGCAGCGCGCAGCAGCGGAGGCAGCUGCCCGCGCGCUGGCACCGCAGCCCGGCCCCCACAUCAUCCUCACCGCUGCCGCACUGCCGGAUCCCAUCACUGUCGCCCUCACAAGUGGGGCAUCUGCUACUGCUGGUGAUGCCGUUGAUGCUGCUAAUGAGCAGCAACCCCAGCUACCCCAGCAGCAGCAGCAGGCAGCAGCCGCCCCCGGCGCCGCCUUCCUGUCCCUUCGCUGCCACACUGGCGAGGUGGCGCAUGGAGUGGUCACCCUAGCCAGCAGAGGCACCUCAGCGGUGUGGUGGGAAUGGCGGCGGGUGGCCGGCCCGCAGCACCCGCAUGCGGCAACACAGCUGGGCCAGCCGCCCCGCUUUGUGGCGUCGCAGCAGGCGGGGGUGCUGCUGCCGGGGCAGAGCCUGCAGCUGCGGGUGACGUUCACGGCGGCGGCGGCUGCGGGCACCUUCCGGGAGACGUGGGAGCUGGUCACUCGGCCGCCGUUGCAGGGCCCCGCCCCACCUCCUCUCAAGCUGCACCUCCGGGGCGCUGCAGAGGUGCGCGACGAGAGCGGCCCCGCCCGCGCCGCCCUCACAGACCGCCUGGCGCAGAGGGAGAAGAUGGCGGCGGUGGCGGCGGCGGUGGAGCGGGUGCUGAGGGAGGUACGGCAGCCGCGGCGGGCGCAUCCGGCGGAGGCUCCGGAGGAGGCGGCGGCGGCGGAUGUGUGGGACCGUACGAACGGCUGUGCGGCGGAUGGCGGGCCGUACGCUUGGCCUCCCGUGUACUACUCGCCUGAGGUGCAGGCUGAGCUGGCAGAGGUGUACCGGGAGGCCCUGGGUGCGCUGUCGGCGGCCCUAGCGCCACCGCAGGAGGAGGACCCCAAGAAGAAGCGCAAAGACACCGCCCAGCCCCGCAAGAAGGGCGGCCAGGACGACAGAGACACCCCCGCCACGCCCAAGUACCCGCCCACAUGGACCGAGCGAUCCAGCCUGGCCACGCUGGACGCCCUGCUGGCGGAGCUGACGGCGACGGCGCCCGCCGCCGCUGCGCCGCUGGUGGCCCGGGCGGCCGCCGCCAAGACCCGCGCGCGGGUUCCCGCCAGCAGCCGCCGCCUGGCCCGCCGGGCGCUGCGGGUGCUCGUGGGAAAGAUGGUGGAUGCGGUGGAGGACAGGUUUAACACAAUCAGGACGGACCUGGAGGCGAAGGUGGCGGCGGAGGCGGCCGCCGCCGCCGCUGCCGUGGCGGCGGCGGGUGGUGGAAGCGGAGGCGGCGGCGGCGGUGGCACGGGUAGCGGCGGCGGUGACAGCACCGCCGGCGGAGGCGUUGGCGAGGGUGAGGGGCUGGAGGGCGAGGGCAGUGCUCUGCUGUCGGCGAGGAAGAAUGGCGGCGCAGCGUCGCCGAUUGGUACGGCGGCCGGCAAAGGGAAGGCUGGCGGCGGCAAGGGCAAGGCGGGCGAGGGUACGGCACCUGCGGCGCCUGCGCCUGGCAGCGGGUUGCCAAGUGUGGAGCACCUGCAGCCCACCUUCCAUGACAAGGCCAUGAGCGGGGCGAGGACGGUGAUCAAGGCCACCCUGAACACCCUCCUAGAGGAGCUGCACCGGCACCGACUGGCCGCGGGGGACGCCCUGGAGGCGUCCGUACGGCAGCUCGACCAACGCAUCGCCGCGGAGCAGCAGCAGCAUCAGCUACAGGUACAGGCACAACAACAGCAGCAGCAGCAACGAGAAGAGCAGCAACCACAACAACGCCGUCCGGGUGCGGGCAGCGAUGCGGUGGCUGCCGCUGGGGCCGCCACAGGCGAAGCCGCCGCCGCCGCCGCGGCCAUCGGUGCUGCCCUUGCUGCCGUCAGCGGCGCCGCCCCCGGUAGCAGCAGCAGCAGCAGCAAUGUGGACUGGUACGCCCCACCUGCGGGCGGAGUGCCCGCUCCAGGUCCGGGGCCGCCUGCCGCGGUCCGCUCUCCGGCGCUGAAGCAGCUGUACUGGGAUCGGCUGACGGUGUUGCGCAUGUGGACGUCGCUGGGCAUCCCCAACCGAGCGGACAUUCGGUAGCGGCUGCAUGCAUGGGCAGCGGUAGCGAGGCAGCCGCUGCCUCAGCGGUGAAGCAGCAGCCACGUGGGCUGGGUAAUGGCCGCAUGCUGGCAAUACAUCUGAUUCUGGCCAGAAGGGCAGCGGCUUUUGGGGCCUGCUGGAUGGUGGCUUGGUGAAGUACGUUAAGUAGCAACUGUGUGAGUGUACCCUGACCAUAGGGCUUCCUACCCAGAAGGGGAGAGACGUGUAAGAUGUGAUUUCAGGGUGGCUAUGUGUUGGUGGUGGUGGGGGGGCCUGGUGGGCUUCCCGUUGUGUGUGCUACCCCUGCGUCGGGGUUUGGUUGGCGUGACGCCCAAGGUGAAGGAUGGAGGAAUAGAGGUGUAUUGGCACGUGUAGCCGUACGGUUAACACAUGCAGGGAGACAGCGCGCUGGUGGUUUGAGGACUGGGCCGCGGCUGGGACGGAGGGUGUGACUGCAGGCCCUGACAUGAAGGAAGAGGCCGUGGCUGGGGUUGGGAUACGAGGUUGCCUGCCUCGAGAUGUGAAUGUGGCGGUUGCCCGAGUAGCAGUACAUCCCGUGUGCAAUACCACCCCAGCCCCGAGCCCCAGCGUGUCCUCUGCAGGCGGCCAACCCAAGAAGUCGUCAGGGCGCUCCUUACACCGCAGGAAGCAGCACACCACAAACACCUACUCACACGCGCACAUGCGCCGGCCGUGUUGGUAGCCAAGGUGACAACGCCAGCCCAGGUCCCCAGUUACACAUGCCAAGUUCCCCCACCCAAACGACUUGUUACAUAUGGGGGGUCAUAGUUACCGUACCU
Messenger RNA from Astrephomene gubernaculifera, 4734 nucleotides. The record is from the annotation of a GenBank genome assembly. Lineage: Eukaryota; Viridiplantae; Chlorophyta; Chlorophyceae; Chlamydomonadales; Astrephomenaceae.